Aspergillus eucalypticola CBS 122712 is the source of this 4755-nucleotide messenger RNA. Its product is annotated as Sec7 domain-containing protein. Gene Ontology annotation, molecular function: guanyl-nucleotide exchange factor activity. Gene Ontology annotation, biological process: regulation of ARF protein signal transduction. The record is from RefSeq and is a predicted model, not a curated record. The transcript is spliced from 6 exons. The coding region runs from base 1 to 4755 and encodes 1584 amino acids. Lineage: Eukaryota; Fungi; Ascomycota; Eurotiomycetes; Eurotiales; Aspergillaceae.
AUGUCGUCCACGCCUUUACCCAUCGCGGUCGAUCCGGUCGCGUUGGUCAUUACGGAAUGCAUCACAGUCACCUCGGCCAUGCGAAAACAUGCCCGUUGGGCUCACUCGUCCGUCUCUGCCAUCCUCGGCGGAGGUGCCGUCUCUCGUGUCUACGACCGAGAUACAUCGGCGCCCCCAAGCCCCCGCAAUGGGUCUACGCCGCCCCGUCCACGAUCGAGAAUGUCCUCCGCCGAUGAGGAUCACGUCCUCGCGAACCGCUGGGGUCUCCGGGGCAAGAAGGGCAAGAGUAUGCAAGACAACCCACUAAUUUCUGCCUUUGCCAGGUUGCGGAGCGACCUCAAGGGCUGCAAAGAUAUCCGGUCCUUUGACGCUCCUGCCUUGCUUCACCCGUUCCUCCAGGUCAUCCGAUCCUCUUCCACCUCCGCCGCCAUUACCUCCCUGGCCCUUGUCGCCCUGACCAAGUUCUUCGCCUACAACAUCAUUAGUUGCGAUUCCCCCAGACUCCCCAUGGCCAUGCAACUCCUCUCGGCCGCCAUUACCCAUUGUCGCUUCGAAGCCAGUGAUUCGGCCGCCGAUGAGAUCGUCUUGCUGCGGAUCUUGAAAUUGAUGGAAGGGAUGCUGUCUCGGCCCGAGGGCGAGCUGCUCGGAGACGAGAGUGUUUGUGAGAUGAUGGAAACCGGUCUGAGCAUGUGUUGUCAGGUCCGCCUGUCGGAGGUGUUGCGGAGAUCAGCCGAAAUGGCCAUGGUCAACAUGUGCCAGGUCAUUUUUAUGCGCCUGUCGCACCUGGAAAUCUCCAAGGACGACGAAACCGGAUCCCAAGCUCCUUUGCGCACCGAGUCCGAGCAGACCAACUUGAAGAUGGACCCGUCUGUCGACGGGAAUACCGUGACCUCGCAACAUCCAUCCGCCAUGGGUUCCGACACCGGGGUGACUGAUCGAGAUCGUAGCAGCCGCGACGGAUCGCCCGAGCAGAUGCUGAAUGGGAGUGCCGUUGCCGCCCCACCAAACCCUCAGGACGACACCGGUGACGAAGUGAAGCCAUACUCUUUACCGUCUAUUCGUGAACUCUUCCGCGUCCUCAUCGACCUGUUAGAUCCGCACAACCGCCAACAUACCGAGCCGAUGAAGGUCAUGGCAUUAAGGAUCAUUGACGUUGCCCUGGAGGUCGCGGGUCCGUCUAUUGCGAAACACCCAAGUCUCGCGACGCUGGCGCAAGACGACCUAUGCCGGCACCUCUUCCAGCUGGUUCGAUCAGAGAACAUCGCAAUCUUGACUGCGUCACUGAGGGUCGCCGGCACUCUGUUGCUAACUUGUCGGCCGGUCUUGAAGUUGCAGCAGGAGCUUUACCUGUCCUACCUAGUCGCAUGUUUGCACCCGAAGGUCGAAAUUCCGAAAGAGCCCGGCAUCAAUCCGGCCCUUUACGACGGUGUCCCGCAGGUGCCCAAGCUCGUGAAGCCGUCGCCAUCGCAAACGAAUAGUGGAAGAUCCACGCCGGUUCCCGUUAAGGAUAGACAACAGUUGGGUCUGGAAGGUGGGUCGCGGAGGCCGGAGACCCGGGAAGCCAUGGUCGAGAGCAUUGGCGUGCUGGCACGCAUCCCGAGCUUCAUGGUAGAGCUUUUCAUCAACUACGACUGCGAUGUCGAUCGGGCCGACCUGUGCGAGGACAUGGUCGGCUUGCUCUCACGUAGUGCGUUUCCGGAUUCAGCUACGUGGAGCACGACCAACGUGCCUCCGCUGUGUCUGGACGCCCUACUUGGUUACGUUCAAUUCAUCUACGAUCGACUUGACGACGAGCCGUCGCACGAGGGUUUCCCCUCCAUCGAGCAGCUCCGGAGCCAGCGCAGAACGAAGAAGCUGAUCAUGCACGCCGCCCAGAAGUUCAACGAGGAUCCCAAAGCUGGGAUUGCUUAUCUGGCAUCCCACGGUAUCAUCGAAGACCCGAGUGAUCCCGCCCUUGUGGCUCGUUUCUUGAAGGGGACGACUCGGUUGUCGAAGAAGAUGCUGGGUGAAUAUUUGUCCAAGCGCAAUAAUGAAGAGCUGCUCGAUGCCUUUGUCGAGCUGUUCGAUUUCACUGGAAAGACCAUCGUAGAUGCCCUCCGGGAUCUCCUGGGUGCUUUCCGUUUGCCUGGCGAAUCACCCCUGAUCGAACGUAUCGUCACCACCUUCACCGAGAAAUACAUGCAAAAGGCCCAGCCCACUCAGAUCGCCGACAAAGACGCUGCCUUUGUGCUAACGUACGCCAUCAUCAUGCUUAAUACAGAGCUCUACAACCCCAACAUCAAGUCCCAAAAUCGCAUGUCAUGUACCGAUUUCUCCCGGAAUCUGCGGGGCGUGAAUUCAGGCCAGGAUUUCGCACCUGAAUUCUUGCAGGAGAUCUACGAUUCAAUCAAACAUAAUGAGAUUAUUUUGCCGGAUGAGCAUGAUAACCAGCACGCAUUCGACUUUGCGUGGCGGGAGUUGUUGCUGAAAUCCUCCUCUGCCGGAGAGUUGGUUGUUGGUGAAACCAACAUCUAUGACGCUGAGAUGUUCGCCGCUACCUGGAAACCGGUGGUCGCGACUCUAUCUUAUGUCUUCAUGUCUGCCUCGGAUGACGCAGUUUACUCCCGGGUUGUCACUGGAUUCGAUCAGUGCGCCCAAAUCGCUGCCCGUUAUGGCUUAACCGACGCCUUCGACCGGAUCGUCUUCUGUCUGUCCUCGAUCAGUACCUUGGCUACCGAAAAGCCCCCCAGUACCGCUCUCAACACCGAAGUGCAGGCCGGUCAGAAGAGCGUGAUGGUGAGCGAACUUGCGGUGAAAUUCGGACGGGAUUUCAGGGCUCAACUGGCCGCGGUGGUACUCUUCCGUGUGUUGGCUAGCAAUGAAGCCGCAGUUCAGCAGGGCUGGACCUAUGUGGCUCGAAUCCUUAGCAACCUGUUCAUUAAUUCUCUCAUUCCUGCGCUCGAUUCCAAUCUUACCGCUGAGCUUGAUAUUUCGCCAAUUCCAUUGCAGACUCCAUCGCAAGUCGUGGACCGCGAUGGACGGAAUACGGAAACUGGGCUUCUAUCUGCUUUCACGUCAUACCUCUCCAGCUACGCAGCUGAUGAGCCUCCGGAGCCGUCGGAUGAAGAGCUGGAGAACACCUUGUGCACUGUGGACUGCAUUACCGCUUGUUCUACAGCCGACAUCCUGGCAAAUAUCAAGUCCCUUCCAUUGGAGACGGUGACUUUGGUUGUAGAAGCGCUAUUGGCCCAGAUGCCCGAAGAAAGUGCUCCGGCAGUCAUUGUCGUGAAGCCCGAACGACCUUCAGCUGGCUCAAGGGCGUCCAACGGCAGGACCGAUGGCAGCAGGUCCAACUACGACCCAGGCAUGAUGUACCUCCUUGAACUAGCGACUAUCCUGACCUUGCGGGACUCGCAAACCCUAGAGGCUCUCGGGGAGAGACUCCUGACCACAUUACAAGCGUUCAUUCGCGACGCGAGAAACAUCCAUUCUUUGGCCUUGUCCCGCAUCAUUCAUUAUCUGCUGAACCUGCUCCGGCUGAGCCACGAUCAGCCUUUCAUGAGGGUUCCUGUAAUCUUGCACGGCAUCUCUGGCUUUGACCAGGACAUCUUGGAAAGUGUCGCCGUUACGAUUGUGAAGAGCUUAUCUCGCUGCAUCUCGAGCCCCGGGCUUUUGCGGAACGAGAUCACCGUCUCUCCUGAUUUCUGGUCCAUCUUGCAGAGACUGCUGCCUCACAAGGAAGCUGCUCCGCUUGUAUUCGAUCUGCUGCACUCCAUCGUGGACUCAAAUCCUCCCAUAAUCACUGCCGAUAACUAUGAGGCUGCCGUUGGCCUUGCGAACGACUUCACCAGCGCCGGUAGCGUAGGCUAUAUUGAAGAGCGUCAGCGUGACGCGCAUGGAAGACGUGGCAAAGCUGUCAAGCCUUCAAAGCCGAGUGAGAAUGAGGUGGUUUCUCGUGGUGUGAAAGCCAUCGGUUUCGUCCUGCAACUGACACGCCGUGUCCCGAGCCUAAUCAAGCAGUCACACCUCGAGGAAAACGAAGCCUGGUCCGCCUACUGGUCUCCUAUCUUCCAGUCCUUGACUGCACAAUGCAUCAACCCAUGCAGAGAUAUCCGUCACCAUGCCGUUUCAGCUCUCCAACGAACUCUCCUUUCUCUCGAAAUCAACUCCACCGAUGAGAAGGAAUGGACAGCCAUCUUCGACCAAGUUCUCUUCCCCCUUAUCCUCCGGUUAUUGAAGCCUGAAGUGUACCACUCCGAUCCCUUGGGAAUGGGUGAAACCCGCGUCCAAGUGGCCAUCUUGGUGUGCAAAAUCUUCCUGCGCUACCUCGACCAGCUUCCCCACCGCGACGGCAUGCUCGAUCUGUGGCUCAAGAUCCUGGAUAUCCUCGACCGGAUGAUGAACAGUGGCCAAGGAGACAGCCUGGAAGAGGCGAUUCCCGAGAGUCUCAAGAACAUCCUCCUCGUCAUGGCAGACGGAGGCUACCUGGUCCCUCCUUCCCAGGAUCCCAGCAAGGAGCCCAUCUGGACAGAGACCAAGAAACGCCUGGAACGAUUCCUGCCUGAUCUGUUCAAGGAAAUCUUCCCCAAUGCAUCUGACGAGAAAUCCGCCCCCGUCUCCGUGGCUCCCUCCCCUGCCCCGUCAACCCCAACUCCCCCUGCUGAACCCCAAGAGCAAGCCAGUACCAGCGCAGAAGAGCAGCCGGCCUCAUCUGAAGCUCCCACCGAAGUCAAAGCAGAAGAAGAGGCCGAAGCACCGGCUACCAAAGAGGAUUGA